AUGGCUACAGUCGCUGCUGACUCUAAAGCAGCUCGAGCAUUUGGAGAAUACUUUUCUCACACUCACCCAGAAAAUCGCAACGGAUCAGAUCAGUUGCUAUCUGAAACCUUCAUUGGUCAAGACACAGAGUCCCCGGACAUCAGAAGUCUAAACAACAAUAAUAGCCUUCAGCGAUACUCCUGUCACACUCUUAUGGUUAAACCAAAUCAAGAAGAUAUUCAGCCAGGCAGCCAAUCUGCUCCUCUUCCUACCAGUUCCAAGUGCCGACUCUCAGUCGAGCGCAGCCUCUCCUCUGAGGACCAACAAAAUCAUAGGUGUGUGGAGAUCUCAUCGAAACCAGCCCGUGUCUACACCAUUACCAGAGAGCGAGAUAUGCUUGGGGGCCAGGGAAGUGAGGAGAGUUUGGAACUAGAGGUGCUAAAGAGGACCACAGAGCCACCACGAGCCAACGCUCCCUCCAAUAUACGUGGCAGCCAUCAUCGAGGAAGCCAUCAACAUGGAAACAACGGCCACACCCACCGGCAUCACUAUGGUCAAGCCUCUGUGACACAACCUUUGCAGAGCUCAGGAAGCAAUCAUAACAUCCAGGACUGGGGAGCGAGGCGGAGCAGGUCGAGAGAGGACUGCACUCCAGAUUGUGUGGCGUGCAUUCGGCCACAAUGUCAGAGCCAGCGCUCUUUGGACCUUGAUACCUCAACUCAUGAUGGUGGUAAGCAGCGCAAGAAGCUGGAGAGGAUGUACAGUGAGGACCGUGUGUCCUCUGAGGACAGAGAGGAUCAUGCCAACAGAUGGUUCCCUAAAGAGAACAUGUUCAGCUUCCAGACUGCCACCACCACAAUGCAAGCAAUAUCAAACUUCCGGAAGCACCUGAAGAUGGUGGGCAGCAAAAGGGUCAAGGCCCAGACAUUCACUGAUUGCAAAGCGAAGAGUUUCAGCCGCUCCUGGAGUGACCCCACCCCCAUCAAGCCUGACUCUCUCCAUGACUCCAGAGACAGUGGAGACCUCCAGGCAUCAUCUAGCAAUCUAGAUGAAGCAGAGUUUGAUGAUGUGGUCUGGGAGGAAGAGAGGGAGAUGGAAAGAGCAUCUUGCAUGGGUGAUGACUUCAUUCCACCUAAAAUCAUGCUAAUUUCAUCGAAAGUCCCAAAGGCUGAGUACGUUCCCAACAUCAUCCGCCGGGAUGACCCCUCCAUAAUCCCUAUUCUCUAUGAUCACGAACAUGCCACCUUUGAUGAUAUAUUAGAGGAGAUUGAAAAGAAACUAACCGCCUACAGAAAAGGAUGCAAAAUCUGGAACAUGCUUAUCUUCUGUCAGGGAGGUCCAGGCCAUUUGUACCUAUUGAAGAACAAGGUGGCCACAUUUGCUAAAGUGGAAAAGGAAGAAGAUAUGAUACAGUUCUGGAAGAGACUUGGCAAAUUCAUGAGCUUAUUAAAUCCUGAGCCAAACCUCAUCCACAUUAUGGGCUGCUAUGUGCUUGGCAAUGCUAACGGAGUAAAGCUUUUUCAAAACCUCAAGCGACUGAUGAAACCUCAUGCCAUUGAGUUUACGUCUCCUCUGGAACUGUCAGCUCAGGGUAAAGAGAUGAUCGAGAUGUACUUUGACUUCCGUCUCUACCGCUUGUGGAAGAGCCGCCAGCACUCCAAACUUCACGACUAUGAUGACCUUCUGUGA
This is a messenger RNA of Xyrauchen texanus (razorback sucker), 1668 nucleotides long. RefSeq names its product NMDA receptor synaptonuclear signaling and neuronal migration factor. The record is from RefSeq and is a predicted model, not a curated record. Gene Ontology annotation, cellular component: nucleus; cytoplasm. The coding region runs from base 1 to 1668 and encodes 555 amino acids. NCBI's taxonomy places the organism in Eukaryota, Metazoa, Chordata, Actinopteri, Cypriniformes, Catostomidae. Gene Ontology annotation, biological process: positive regulation of neuron migration; regulation of neuronal synaptic plasticity. The transcript is spliced from 15 exons.